GGCAGCGGCGGGUCCCGCCGGCGGGCGCUGAGGGGAGCGCGCGGCGCCGCCACCCCGGCCCGCCCCGGCCCCGGCCCCGCCAUGACCGACUUCAAGCUGGGCAUCGUGCGGCUCGGCCGGGUGGCCGGCAAGACCAAGUACACGCUGAUCGACGAGCAGGACAUCCCGCUGGUGGAGAGCUACUCCUUCGAGGCUCGGAUGGAGGUAGAUGCUGAUGGAAAUGGUGCUAAAAUCUUCGCUUAUGCCUUCGACAAAAACCGUGGACGGGGAUCUGGCCGCCUGCUGCAUGAGCUGCUCUGGGAGAGGCACCGGGGAGGGAUUGCUCCUGGCUUUCAGGUGGUGCAUCUGAAUUCGGUGACAGUGGACAACCGCCUGGACAAUCUGCGCCUGGUUCCGUGGGGCUGGAAGCCCAAAGCUGAAGAAAUCUCUAGCAAACAAAGGGAACAAAGCCUGUACUGGCUGGCAAUCCAGCAGCUCCCCACAGACCCCAUAGAGGAGCAGUUUCCUGUCCUGAAUGUAACGCGCUACUACAACGCCAACGGGGAUGUGGUGGAGGAGGAGGAGAACUCCUGCACUUACUAUGAAUGUCACUACCCUCCCUGCACGAUGAUUGAAAAGCAGUUACGUGAGUUCAACAUCUGUGGGCGCUGCCAGGUGGCCAGGUACUGCGGGUCGCAGUGCCAGCAGAAGGAUUGGCCUGCUCACAAGAAGCACUGUCGGGAGAAGAAGAGAACCUUCCAGCAGGAGCUGGGCCCAGAGCGGUGACCGGGUGGCACAGGGCCUCUCAGCAGCAGGAUUCCUUCUCAAAGGCAUUUGGACUCUUGCUUUUGCACAGUAAUGACAGACUGCUCAUCGAAGCCAGAGGCACUGAAGAAAACAAAACACAAACCCUGUGAUGCUUGAGCAGAACGGCUUUGACUGGUGCUGUGGAAAGGGCUUGGGUCUACCCUUCCAGUAUUAAUAUUCUCAAGCAAAAAGACUACUGUGGAGGCUCCGGGCAGGAAGCUUCUCCUUUAUUUAUAUGUUAAUACCUUUGUAAACUCAUGUACAGUUGGGUUGUUUUUUUUUUGGUUAGGAAUUCUUGCUAGGACUCAGUAACUGUAAUGUUCAGAUGAGAACAUGUUGUUGGCUUCAAAAGUUGAAAACAAACAGAGAAAAAAGCCCCCCAAAACCAAGAAUCAUGUAGCAAAAGCUUUUCCUCCUGUGUGGCUAGAAGUGUCCGUGGCAGUGCCAGGGCCAGAAGGCAGGCUCUGGCCUCAGCAAUUCGUCUGCAGAACUCUGCAUGGAAGUUUUCUUGAGCAAAACCAAAACCCCACAGACACACCAAAAAAAAAGGGGGGGCAAACCAAGUAAAGGUUGGAAUGAA
This is a messenger RNA of Pogoniulus pusillus (Red-fronted tinkerbird), 1366 nucleotides long. It is a transcript of the gene ZMYND19, whose product is annotated as zinc finger MYND-type containing 19. The coding region runs from base 82 to 765 and encodes 227 amino acids. Lineage: Eukaryota; Metazoa; Chordata; Aves; Piciformes; Lybiidae. The record is from RefSeq and is a predicted model, not a curated record. Gene Ontology annotation, cellular component: cytoplasm; membrane; synapse. The transcript has 6 exons.